GUAUGUUGGUUCCGCCAAUGAGGAAGCUCCUUCUGACAGCGUCUGACCAAUAGGAGCCCGUGUCUGCAGACAGUCACUUCCGGCCCGGGUGGUCCUCCCAUGCUAGCUCCAUGUAGCAGCAGCUGCUGAAGCUUUCUCCCGCGCUCACUUUCAUUUCUGCAUUCUUCUACGCGGAGGAGGAACCGAGAGCAACGACACACAGUCACACUCGUUUUCUGUUUCUUCUCCCUUCUUUUUUAUUCCACACACUUCUCACCCCGUUAGCUCGUGUUUGUUGUGCUAAUUAAGCCCAGUAAGAGGCGCUGGUUAGCCGCUCACACCGAGCCUCUCCUCCGCUUUCCCUCUUUUUUCCCUGUCUCUCUCUCUCGGUGUUAGCUCGCUAACUGAACCCAGGCGACGGUCGGUAGCUGUCCCUCCACCCUCACGCCGACAUGCCGGAGUACCUGGACGACCCGUCUGUGCUCACCAAGGACAAGCUGAAGAGCGAGCUGCUGGCCCACAACGUGGAGCUUCCGAGCGGCAACCCGACCAAGGACGUGUACGUGCAGCUGUACCUGAAGAACCUGACCGCUCAGAACAGCAGGCAUGUCACGGCCACCACUCUGGACGCCUUCUCCAGCGACGAGGACCUGCCGCCGCCCGUGGUCAGCAGCAGAAGCCGCUCCUCCGGCAGGAAAGCCACCAGGAAAACAGACAAGGUCCAGCCAGACGAGCUGGACGUGACCAUGCUGAGCGACCAGGGCCUGAAGGAUGAGCUGCUCAAACACGGAGUGGACGCCGGGCCCAUUGUGGCAACUACCCGUAAACUGUACGAGAAGAAGCUGCAGAAGCUGCUGGACGACGGCCCUGCCCAGCCGCCGCCACAGCUCACUGUCACAGAGAUCCAAGUCAACCACAAUGGCAACUCUGAACCCGACGUGUACAGCGACAAGGAGGACGAAGUGACAGCAGCACCUGAACCUGAACCUGAACCUGAACCAGAGCCUGUGGCAGAACCUGAACCAGAGCCUGUGGCAGAACCUGAACCAGCUCCAGUGGUGGAGAGACCACUGAGGAGCCGAGGGAAGACGCCCAUCACCACCCGCACCCGCAGCAGCCAGCACCACACGAGAGACCAGUUGAUGGAUCAGGAAGGUGGUGGGGAUGAUGAUGAUGAUGAUGAUGAUGAAGACGAGCCGACCAUACAUGUAAAGCGCAAACCCAGGAGGUUAUCCCACAGAGUGCAGAUAGUGCCUGAGGAUCUCAGACCUGUGUUGACAGAACAGGUCCAGUUGCAGUCUAACAGGAGGGUUCAUCACAGGCUGGACAGUCCAGCUCAGGCUGAACCUCCCUCCACCUCAACCAGACCUGCUCAGCUCCAAGAGGAAGAACCGUGGCUCCAUCUUCCCAAAGCGACAAAGGACUUGUCUCAGAAGCCAGUCGCUCUGCUCAACACUGCUCUGCUCGAGUCAAAGAGUCUGCCUAAAGAACAGAGUCCACGACCGGCUGCCAAACCAUCCAGACCCACCAGAGUGGAGCCGCUCACCUUUACCACUAUGUGUGACAUUUCCCCCAUUAAGAAACCAGAGGCCCACUGGUUUCUGUCCUCAGACCAGUCUGGAUCUAAGCCCAGCAGCGUCUCUGCAGCAUGGCAGAGCUGUACCCCUCCAGACGUGCUGCUGCUGAGAAAGAGGCAGCAGAAAAUGUCCAGCUUCCUGUCCACGUGCAGCCCAGCGAGGACGCUCAGCUCUGCAUCCACACUGUCCACGGACGCGUUACUGAGACAGGUGGAGAAAAUUGCAGCCAGCGAACAACCUCGGAAAGUGGAGGAGACUGACGUUCUGAAGGAGCUCUUUCACAACGACAUCAGCUCUCCAACAGGAAUCACCGCCACCUGUCGAAGACCCAUUCGAGGAGCGGCCGGUCGCCCGGUGAAGUCCAGCGACCUGUGGAACAACGAGAACUCCAUCUUCUCGCCAAAAACCACCAAGACCACCAGCUCAUCCUCGUCGUACACAGAGAGCCGCACCGUCAACAGAGUCACCAGCUUGCCCCCCUCCAUCUCCUUCAACUCCUCUACCUCCGCCUCCUCUUACUCCUCUGCCUCCUCCUCCUACAGGCCUCUGUCUGCAGCUCCCCCUGCAAGUCAGCCCAAAGCAGCGCGCCGCAGCAUGUCCCUGUGGAUAAAGCUCUUCCUGCUGGCCAUCGUGGCUGCCUUCCUGUUCUUGGUUUACCAAGCCAUGGAGACCAACUCCAUCAGCCCUUUUGGUAACACAGACACAGAGGUGGCUGAUGGCAGCACCGCAUAGAGCCCAGGAAGUGUCUGAGGGGGAACAGAAGCCUGCCUGCUUCUGUUGUUUCAUCUUUUUUUAAGUGUGAAUCUUCAUGUAGCCGUUUUGUUGACGGGCGCUGUGAAAUGACCUCUGAUAUGUUCGCCCGUCUUCCUCCAUAUUUGAUCUCUCUUCUUUUCUCCUUCAUGUUUGAAUCAGUUUUCAGAGAAGCCGUUUGUGACACUUGAAGGAUCUCCAGGACCCCAUGUGAAAGGACAGUAGUGCCUCUGUUGCCGUUUCAGUCUGUGAGGUUACAACAAAGCCAGUCACCACCCAACUCUGAGAAACAGUAGCUUUCAUAGAAACACGUGGACUCUUUAUUAUUAUCAUGUUCAUUUUUCAUGUCAUAGCUGCAUGGUAUGUGUGUGUGUUUGUACUGGAUGAGUGUUGAGUUUUUUUUCUUCACACCUGGCCUUAGUGUCUGUCUCUCUGUCAUUAACAGCUGUAUUUAGUUUUCUGCUUUACUCGACCAUCUUUGUUAAUGAGACAGGGAGGCUCGUUAGAAUCCAGUGAAUCAGUGAUCUUAGACAUGACACAUGAAUAUUUUCCUAAUGUUCUCUUCUAAUAAAGGUGAAUGUUCUUAUGUAUUCCACUUAAUUAUGUAUUCACUGUCACAAAUAUUGAAUAAACUCAAACUUUUAUGUUGUUA
Messenger RNA from Larimichthys crocea (large yellow croaker), 2958 nucleotides. RefSeq names its product thymopoietin a (gene tmpoa). Lineage: Eukaryota; Metazoa; Chordata; Actinopteri; Sciaenidae. The transcript has 11 exons. Bases 432 to 2288 code for a protein of 618 amino acids. The record is from RefSeq and is a predicted model, not a curated record. Gene Ontology annotation, molecular function: DNA binding.